AUGGAUCUCACAACCGGUGCAGCUAACGUGACCGAGUUCAUCAUCACCGGGCUCUUCCAGGGCGCACAGGUGCAGAGAGCGUGCUUUGUGCUCUUCCUUCCCGUGUACCUCACCACACUGGUGGGCAAUGGCCUCAUCGUCCUGACGGUCAGUGUCAGUGACCACCUGCGUUCCCCCAUGUACUUCUUCCUGGGCUACCUGUCCCUGGUGGAGAUCUGCUACUCCUCCACUGUGAUCCCCAAGUUCAUUGCGGAUCUACUCGCCAAGAUGAAAACCAUCUCCUUCAAGGGCUGCCUGGCUCAGAUCUUCUUCUUCCACUUCUUUGCUGUUGCUGAGAUCCUUCUGCUAGUGGUGAUGGCCUAUGACCGCUAUGUGGCCAUCUGCAGGCCACUUCACUAUAUGACCAUUAUGAGUCACCAGCUGUGUCACAUGCUACUGGCUGGUUCCUGGCUUGGAGGCUUUUUUCAUUCCAUAAUUCAGAUUCUCAUCACCAUCCCUUUGCCCUUUUGUGGUCCCAAUGUGAUUGACCACUACUUCUGUGACCUCCAUCCCUUAUUCAAACUGGCCUGUGCUGAUACCUAUGUGGAGGGGGUUGUCGUGCUGGUCAAUAGUGGCAUAAUCUCUAUCUUCUCCCUUACAAUCCUGGUGUGCUCCUAUGUCGUCAUCCUGGUCAGCUUGAGGAACCAUUCCACAGAGGGCAGGCGCAAAGCCCUGUCCACUUGCGCCUCUCACAUAACCGCAGUCAUCUUGUUUUUUGUACCUGCCAGCAUCAUCUACAUGCGCCCCUCCUCCACCUUCACUGGAGACAAGCUGGUGGCUGUGUUCUACACGGUCAUCACCCCCAUGCUAAACCCCAUCAUCUACACACUUAGAAAUGAGGAGGUGAAAAUCGCCCUGAGUAAGUUGUGGAGUAGAAAGGAGGGCUCCAAAUGA
Molecule: messenger RNA, 933 nt
Organism: Octodon degus (degu)
Lineage: Eukaryota; Metazoa; Chordata; Mammalia; Rodentia; Octodontidae
Product: olfactory receptor 142-like
Exons: 1
Coding region: 1-933 (310 amino acids)
Biological process (GO): G protein-coupled receptor signaling pathway
Cellular component (GO): membrane
Molecular function (GO): G protein-coupled receptor activity; olfactory receptor activity
Source: RefSeq, a predicted model, not a curated record